This is a messenger RNA of Bicyclus anynana (squinting bush brown), 4867 nucleotides long. RefSeq names its product glycogen phosphorylase (gene Glyp). Gene Ontology annotation, cellular component: cytoplasm. Gene Ontology annotation, biological process: glycogen catabolic process. The transcript has 9 exons. The record is from RefSeq and is a predicted model, not a curated record. Gene Ontology annotation, molecular function: pyridoxal phosphate binding; glycogen phosphorylase activity. Lineage: Eukaryota; Metazoa; Arthropoda; Insecta; Lepidoptera; Nymphalidae. Bases 241 to 2763 code for a protein of 840 amino acids.
AAUACUAAUCAAUGUCAAUGUCAUGUUGUUUGUCACUUGUCAAGUUGUCAAAAAAAAUAGUUGGAUUUGUUGUUUUGAAAAUUUUUAUCAGAAUAUGUGAAACAAGAGCAACUACAUAACCACAAGGGUCGAGUUUAUAUGUUUGACCUUCUCAAGGUGACCGAUAUCGCGGCAAAACUGUUCAGUCAGGGUUCGGUUGCUACUCGAGAUCGUAGUUUGCGCUGAGAGGAAUAAACGACAAUGAGCGUCCAAACAGAUUCAGAUAAGCGCAAGCAAAUUUCGGUCAGGGGGAUCGUGGCUGUAGAGAAUGUAGCGGAGGUGAAGAAGACAUUCAACCGGCACCUACAUUACACGUUGGUGAAGGACCGAAAUGUCGCGACUCCGAGGGACUACUACUUCGCCCUGGCCCACACUGUCAGGGACCAUCUCGUCUCCCGCUGGAUACGCACUCAACAGUAUUACUAUGAGAAAGACCCCAAGCGUGUUUACUAUCUGUCACUGGAGUACUACAUGGGAAGAUCCCUGCAGAAUACCAUGGUCAACUUGGGCAUCCAAGGGAAUGUAGAUGAGGCCCUUUAUCAAUUGGGACUUGAUAUUGAGGAACUAGAAGAGUUGGAGGAGGAUGCAGGUCUUGGUAAUGGUGGUCUGGGAAGACUAGCAGCUUGUUUCUUGGACUCCAUGGCCACACUUGGUCUUGCAGCUUAUGGAUAUGGUAUCAGGUAUGAGUAUGGUAUUUUCUCCCAGAAAAUCGAAAAUGGGGAACAGCAAGAAGAGCCUGAUGACUGGUUGAGAUAUGGCAACCCUUGGGAGAAGGCGCGGCCUGAGUUCAUGUUGCCUGUGAACUUUUAUGGACGUGUUGUAGACACGCCCCAGGGCAAGAAAUGGAUUGAUACACAGGUGGUAUUUGCUAUGCCUUACGACAACCCAAUUCCUGGCUACAACAACAAUGUGGUAAACACGUUAAGACUUUGGUCUGCAAAGAGUCCUAUUGAUUUCAACCUGCGUUUCUUCAACUCUGGUGAUUACAUCCAAGCUGUUCUUGAUCGCAAUGUAGCUGAAAAUAUUUCUAGAGUCCUCUAUCCCAACGACAACUUCUUUGAAGGGAAAGAACUGAGACUCAGGCAGGAGUAUUUUAUGUGCGCGGCCACUCUUCAGGACAUUAUUCGAAGAUACAAAGCGUCCAGAUUUGGAAGUCGGGAGGCCGUGAGAACCACAUUCGACAGUCUUCCUGAAAAAGUUGCGAUUCAGUUGAACGAUACCCAUCCAGCUCUUGCGAUCCCCGAGCUUUUGCGAAUUUUGCUGGACAUUGAGAAGCUGCCGUACGAGAAAGCUUGGGACCUCGUCGUCAAGUGUUGCGCCUACACCAAUCACACCGUUCUACCUGAAGCUCUGGAAAGAUGGCCUUGCUCCAUGUUGGAGAAUUGUCUGCCUAGACACAUGCAACUGAUCUACCACAUUAACUUCCUCCAUUUGAAGGAAGUUGAGAAACGUUGGCCCGGUGAUUUCGACCGUAUGCGUCGUAUGUCCCUCAUUGAGGAAGAAGGCGAUAAGCGUGUCAAUAUGGCAAACCUUUGCGUGGUCGGCUCGCACGCUGUCAAUGGCGUAGCGGCCAUUCAUUCUGACAUUCUGAAAGCGACAGUUUUCCGUGACUUCUACGAAAUGUGGCCAGAGAAGUUCCAAAACAAAACAAACGGCAUCACACCCCGCCGUUGGUUGCUUCUGUGCAACCCUGCCUUGUCCGAUCUGAUCAGUGACAAAAUCGGUGAGGAAUGGACCGUUCAUUUGGAGCAGUUGCAGCAGCUGAAGCGAUGGGCGAAGGACCCGGCCUUCCAGCGCUCUGUUAUGAAAGUAAAGCAAGAAAAUAAGUUGCGACUCGCCGGACUUAUCGAGAGAGACACGGGAGUGAAGAUAAAUCCAGCCUCGAUGUUUGACGUGCAAGUGAAACGUAUUCACGAGUACAAACGGCAGCUGCUGAACAUUUUACACGUGAUCACGUUGUACAACCGCAUCAAGCGUGACCCGACCGCUGUGGUCACUCCGCGAACUGUAAUGAUCGGCGGGAAGGCUGCUCCGGGCUACUUCAUCGCUAAACAAAUCAUUGCAUUGGCGUGCGCCGUCGGUAACACUGUUAACAACGACCCAGACGUGGGAGACAAGCUGAAGCUCAUAUACUUGGAGAACUACAGGGUGACUCUAGCAGAAAGGAUCAUGCCGGCUGCAGACCUCAGCGAGCAGAUCUCCACCGCCGGCACCGAGGCGUCGGGCACUGGCAACAUGAAGUUCAUGCUCAACGGAGCACUUACCAUCGGCACCAUGGACGGAGCCAAUGUGGAGAUGGCGGAGGAGGCAGGUGAAGACAACCUGUUCAUCUUCGGAAUGAGGGUUGAUGAUGUUGAAGCUUUGAAGUCACGCGGGUACAACGCAUACGAGUACUACGAGCGCAACCCGGAGCUGCGCCAGUGCGUGGAGCAGAUCCGCAGCGGGUUCUUCUCGCCGGGCGAGCCGGGUCGCUUCUCGCAUGUGGCUGACGUAUUGCUGCACCACGACCGCUUUCUGCACCUCGCCGACUUCGACGCCUACAUAGAGGCGCAGGAGAGAGUCUCUCAAGUGUAUCAGGAUCAAGCCAAAUGGGCUGAGAUGGUGAUCCAGAACAUCGCGUCGUCCGGCAAGUUCUCAUCGGACCGCACUAUCGCUGAAUACGCGCGCGAGAUCUGGGGCGUGGAGCCCACGUGGGAGAAACUGCCAGCGCCUCACGACACAUAAACCGCCAGUGCCCAGUGCCCAGUGCCCACAGUUUGUCACCAUUUCAUAUUUUAUUAUUCAUUAUUGUCUACACAGAUGAGGCAUUCGUAAUACUGGUGAAAUCUCAUCACCCUGGUCACAAUAGAAUACAACACAAAUGUUAAUAUUAUUUACAUUUCACUGUGGAAUUUUAGCCAUAUAGCAAAGUAAAUACCUAAACUGACGGAUUCGUAGUCCUUCCAUUUUAUAAAUUAUAGGUUAAUCCUUACCUAUCUGUGCCAGAGACAUUACUCAAUUUUGCUUCGGAUUGUUUUGGAGUGUUUUGAAUUGCGUGUUUUCGCUGGGUCGUCCUAUUUUAAAGGAGCAAGGUCACAUUUAUAUUAGAAAUGGCCAAAAAUAUUCGUCGGCUUUAAAACAAUAUAGACAUGUGCAGCAUAACUAGCUAUCGAUAAAACAUUAAGUCAUUUAUUACAGUUAGGUCACAACCAGUAUGAAAAUGGCCGACCUUGAAAAAAAAAAAGAAUGAAAAAAUUAUUUUUAAAUAUUUUUUUCUAAUUUUUAUAAUUGUAAGAUUUGGCACAUUUUUAGUAGCAUAUGCGACCGACAUUUGGUUUAGCUACCGAAUAGUAUAAGUGCAGUAUGAAAAUCAGAAAUUUACUAAACACUCCUUAAAAUCAUCGAAGAACUAUUUCUGCUUUAAUAAGUUUCAACUCGUAUCAUGAUAUUAUAUUAAAAAUGAUAUUAACCCUCUUUAAUAGGAAUUGCUUCUAAUGUUUUUGGUGCUUGAUUAUAAUAUUCUAUUGUAAUGUAGACCGCAAGGUAACCAUAAAUAUUUAUAACAGGGUGUUUAUUUUGCCAAUUUAAAUAAUUAACAGUUUUUAUUUUCGUUGAUAUAAUUUUUAUACUUUUACUUACAAUUAUAUUUAUUAAAUAAUGUAUUUAUCUAGUCUUUCUGAUUAUAUUGUUGAAUGCUUGUAGAAUUAUAUUUUGCUACUUUUGUCCUAAUAUUUCUUAAUGCUUACGAGGUAAUAUCAAAAUAGUGCAAAUAAUAUUAGCUAUAUCAUUAAAUUAUUUAUUGAUGUUGUUGAUGAAUAAGUAAAUAGUAAUAUAUUCCUUUUAAUUCCUAGGAGGCUUUAAAAAUUAUAUUAUGAAAUUGUGUGCAACAAAUUGAAAUUUAAAUUUUAUUAGAUGUUGUAAAAUUGUAUUAAAUUUAUUGGAUUUGUAGUUUGACGAUAGUUUUAGUAAGGUAAGCUGUCAAAUCGUUGAUAUAUAAAUAUACUUUGAUGAUAAAUUAAGUACUUUUUUUCUGUAGAUUAAAGUUGAUAGCAAACUAACAAACAAACCAUCUAACUGAAAAUGCAAUGAGCCUAAAUCUCCAAAGUAACUCACAAUGUAUUUGUAGAUCCUGGCAAAGAUUUCUUACUAUACUCAGAGGUACAAUUAUCCGCUCAUUUUGAUAUGACGUUAGUAUAUUAAAGUGGGCGGAUAAUUGUGCCUCUGAGUAUAUAUUUGUGAUAGUCUGCAAUCAACUUUGUUAAACACAAUAAAAUUAAGUAUUUAAUGCAUGUUGAAGUUGAGCCAUCCGACAGAUAGUCAGUAUGUUUUUUUAUAGUAUUUGUUUACUAAAUUUAUUUAUUAAAUUAAAUUUAUUUAAUACUAAGUAUAUAUCAUAUAUUAUAAAUAUGUAUAUAUCUUAUUGUAAUGUGUGUGCCAUAUAACAAUGUUCCUUGCAAGGUCGUUUACGUGAAUUAGUAUUUUUUUAUUACUGUGCAAAUUAACAUAUUAGGUAUAUGAAGGAUAUUGAUUAAAUAUUUAUUAAUCGGCCCAUAUAGGAUUAUAAUCUUGCUACCAAUCUUUACUAAUAAACCCAUUUUAAUAUAUCACUUAUUACAUAAAAAAAUGUAUAUUUUUUGUAUUACAAAUCACGUAAACGAAUAUGUUAGAAGGUUAAGAAAUUUUGAUAAUAUGGUUAAUUUUCUACGAAAACUCUACUGCCGCAAAUUUUGUAUUAUCUUUGUAUGUUAUGUAUUAUCUCAUAUAUUUUAAUAAUCAUUUUUAAUUAAUGUUAUUUAUACUACAUAUUUCUGCAAUUUUUAAAAUUUAAAUAUAUUUUAUGACUAAUAAA